Molecule: messenger RNA, 2013 nt
Organism: Aspergillus tanneri
Lineage: Eukaryota; Fungi; Ascomycota; Eurotiomycetes; Eurotiales; Aspergillaceae
Product: ribosome biogenesis GTPase LSG1
Exons: 1
Coding region: 1-2013 (670 amino acids)
Biological process (GO): ribosomal subunit export from nucleus
Cellular component (GO): cytosol
Molecular function (GO): GTPase activity; GTP binding
Source: RefSeq, a predicted model, not a curated record
AUGGUGCUCGCCAAAUCCAAAAACUCCGUGGGGCUGGGAAACAGCCUCAUGAAAGAUCGGUUCGGCAAGGGAAAGGCUUCCAACCAGAAGAAGGUCUCGCACAAUGCAGCCAUUGCCCGCAAGGAUGUCAACGGAGAGACAUACAUCACAAACGCACCCGAGGAGGCUGCCUGGGUGAAGAUGCGCAGUAUUACGGAGCAGGCGGCUCUGGAUGAGUUCCUGAGUACGGCCGAGCUGGCCGGCACCGAUUUCACGGCGGAGAAAAUGAGCAACGUCAAGAUUGUCCACACUGACCAGAAGAACCCGUACCUGCUGUCCGCCUCAGAGGAGCGGUCGGCUGUGAAGAAGCACCAGAAGAACAAAGGUCGACUGACCGUUCCGAGACGGCCGAAAUGGGAUAAGACGACAACACGCCAGCAACUGGAGAGCAUGGAGAAGGAAAACUUCUUGGACUGGCGCAGAGGGCUGGCAGAACUCCAGGACAACCAGGAUCUGUUGAUGACCCCGUUCGAGCGGAAUUUGGAGGUCUGGCGACAGCUGUGGCGAGUGAUUGAACGGUCGGAUCUGGUGGUGCAGAUUGUUGACGCCCGAAACCCCCUGCUCUUCCGUUCGGAAGAUUUAGAACACUACGUCAAGGAACUCGAUCCCAAGAAACAGAAUCUCCUGCUUGUCAACAAGGCUGAUAUGCUUACGGAGAAGCAACGGCAAGUGUGGGCGGACUACUUUGAAGAGAACAACAUCAGCUUCCGGUUUUUCUCGGCCCACCUGGCCAAGGAGCAGAAUGAAGCGCGCCUCUCGCAGGAAGAUCAUUCGGACAGUGAGAGCGACAAGGAGGACACGGAGGAGACUGAGCUCGCGGGCGCCACCGAAUCGAUGAAGAUCCAGGAGCAGACCGAGGGCGCUCAAGAGGAACAUGACGGGGGACUGACAUUGCCCGGUUCCACCAAGGCACGGAAGACAGAGAUUCUGAACGUGGACGAGCUGGAAGAGCUGUUCCUGUCCAACACUCUCGAUACGCACCUGGACAGCGACAACCCGGAGGCCCAGACCAGACGGAAGACCGUCAUCGGUCUGGUGGGUUAUCCCAACGUCGGAAAAUCCAGCACCAUCAACGCCCUCCUGGGCGCCAAGAAGGUGUCGGUCUCCGCCACGCCCGGAAAGACGAAGCAUUUCCAGACCCUGUACCUCUCGCCGGAGAUUAUGCUCUGCGAUUGCCCUGGUCUGGUGUUCCCCAACUUCGCGACCACCAAGGCAGAGCUGGUCGUCAACGGCGUGCUCCCCAUCGACCAGCAGCGCGAAUUCACCGGCCCCGCGGCGCUCGUCGCGCAGCGUAUUCCCCAGCACUUCCUUGAGAAUGUCUACGGAGUCAAAAUCCUCAUGCGACCGUUGGAGGAAGGCGGCACAGGCGUACCCACGGGCCACGAGCUGCUGCGCGCCUACGCCCGAGCCCGUGGGUUCUGCACGACUGGUCAAGGGCAGCCCGACGAAUCUCGCGCGGCGCGAUACGUGCUGAAGGACUACGUCAACGGCAAGCUGCUCUUCUGUCACCCGCCGCCAGUGCCCGAGGGUCAGGAGGCCAUCGACCCGCAGCAGUUUAACGAAGACCUCUAUGACGCAGCCCACCUCCCUGCCCGACGGCAGGCGAUGCUGGCCAAAAUGGUCCAGAGCGAGGCGACCGACGAUCUCGACUCGGACAUGCCGUCUCUAUCCUCCGCCUCAGCUCCCUCUCGAGCCGUGGAAGGGACCCGCACCCGCAACCUCGACUCGGGCUUCUUCGGGCCUGACUCCUCGAUGUCGGGGGGACGUCUUACCUUGCCGUUCAACCACCAGUACACGGAACAGGGCCAGCAGAUACGCAAGCAGCUGACGGGCCGCAAGGAGCGGUUGAUGGUGGCCCUGGAGCGCGGAGUGGAUGUCUCGGAGGUGCGAACUGGCAACUCGAAGAAACAUUUUAAAGCCAACAAGAAACGCGCCAAGAGCCAGCGAAAGAAGGCCACCGAUGAUGAUUACUAG